Ostreobium quekettii is the source of this 2745-nucleotide messenger RNA. Lineage: Eukaryota; Viridiplantae; Chlorophyta; Ulvophyceae; Bryopsidales; Ostreobiaceae. The record is from the annotation of a GenBank genome assembly.
AUGCUGGAUGAUGACUUGGGCAACCUGGACCUGGGGUCGCGGAGAAAGCCCAGGAAGUGGGUGGCGGUGGCGCCGGCAUCCACGCCUGCGUCGGAGAAGAGGAAGCAGCGGGGCUCCCACAAAAGCCAAGGUGCCUCUUCUCAGGCAGGCGUGGACGGCGCAUUGCCGUCACCCAAGCCGGACGGCAGAGACGAUGAUGACGAGGGGAGGGACCCAACUGUCAGCGGGUUGGGGCCUGAGGAUGAGGAGGGUUGCGUGGAGUACAAGCUCCGGAUCAAAGACCCCAACGCGGUCCGAUUUCAGCAACUGGUCACCCAGAUGAAGUACCGGCUAUCUGAAGGGGAGGGACAGUGCACCUACUACAUUGGAGUGGAGGACGAUGGCUACCCAAGGGGCCUUGAAGCAGAUGACCUGAACGCAUCUCUGGCUGUCGCAAAGCGAAUGGCAGAGUCUCUUAGUGCGACUGCGACAGUGAGACAGUGGUGCAAGGGGGCAUCGGGCUUGCACUAUGCCAUCUUGGACGUGCAGCAGAACUGCUCAGAGGAUGUCACUGGACUGGACAUACGGAUAGCAGUUGCCGGUGGAGCUGACAGUGGAAAGAGCACGCUGGUUGCUGUGAUGACUCAUGGGACAGAUGGCAAGCCAAUACUUGACAACGGGGGAGGCAGCGCCAGGACGACUGUUCUGAGACACAAACAUGAGAUCGAGACUGGCAGGACAUCCAGCAUUUCGCAGCACAUGCUGGGGUAUGAUCAGGAUGGGCGGGUGCUGAACUACGUGGGGGUGUCCACAUUGACGCCGGCUGAGAUCGGUGUGGCCGCAACCAGGCAGAUAAACUUUGUUGACAUUGGGGGGCUGGAGAAGUAUCUGAAGACUGCGCUAUAUGGCAUGACUUCCAUGCUUCUGGACUACAUGCUGCUGUGCGUCUCUGCAGCCUCUGGACCACAGCGUGUGAUGCGAGAACACUUGGCGGUCGCCCUAGCCCUAGACAUCCCUGUUGCCGUCGUGAUCACCAAAGUGGAUGCUGUGGAUGCGGCCCAGGCACAGCGGGUGUUGGACGAUGUGCGACAAAUUGUCGAAGUGGCUGACAAGGCUCUCGGAGCUCGGUUGGGGGAGGAAGGGCCAGGGGAGGCCUGCACCCCCUGCAUCUGCAGCGAGGAGGAAGCAGAGCACUGGUCGAAGGAGUUGACUCAUCAAAACCAGCGGAUGAGGUCUGGGAGCUAUUCUGUUCCGGUGUCCAUACCCAUCUUCAUGGUGUCAUCCGUAACGGGCGCAGGCCUCCAGCUUCUGCACACGCUCCUGAGCGGCCUGCAGCCUUCGACGCUGCAGCGCAGCUCCGACCCUUCCAGCACUCCAGCGCAGGCGGAGGGCGGAAGCGCAGGCAGAUCCGCUGGCGACUGUGGCGUUGGCUGCCGAUUCCAAGUCGACCAGACUUUUGACGUUGCAGACGUCGGCCUUGUCGUUUCUGGGACCGCCGUCGACGGCACGAUCACCCUGGGCCAGCGACUCAACCUGGGGCCCGACGCAGACGGAAAUUUCGUCCCCGUCAGCGUCUCCUGCAUCCAGCGCAGCCAGAUCCCCGUGAAGGCCGUCCGAGCUGGCCAGACCGCCACGCUGGCGCUCAGCACCGGUGGGCCCGCGGGCCCAGACCUCGGUGCGGCGAUGAUGGAUCGAAUCAGGGUGUCGCGAAGCGAGACGGAUUCGGGCGACCCUCUCGAGACCGGACGGACAAGAGGAGACAAGACGGACGGAGAACGGACGAACUGGACGGACAGUGCCGGAAGGACAAGGAGAGACGAGACGGACGGACGACAGACGGGCGGGACGGACGAGGCCGGACGGACGGGACAAGACGAGACGGACGGACAACAGACGGAUUGGACGAACAGCGCGGAUGGGGCGGACGGAACGGACAGGACAGGGCAAGACAAGGCAAGGGAGGAAGGACUCGGUAGACAGGACGCGUCCAGAUUGGGUGACGACACUGUGACUCAAUGGGGACAGCCCGGAGACAAUCGCCCUGGGGCGCCUUGCGACGCGCAAGACUUGCCGGACGGGUGGGAAGGGAGGGAGCACUGGUCCCGGUCGCGGACGCCGCCCUCUCCCACCGCGCCGCCGGUGAAGGGCGCCGUGCUGCUGGGCGCCAGCCUGGGCACGACGACCGCGAGGGAGUUCGACGCCACGGUGGUGCUGCUGGGCGGGCACUGGCCGCCCAGGGGCCUGCUGUCCGGCCGGUGGCCGCCCGUGGACGAGGCGGCGGACUCGGAGAGCGACAGCCAGAGCGGGGGGUCGUACGCGGACCUGCGGUGCGGCAGGGUGGACGUCGGGCGGUCCAGGUCGAGGCACCGACACAAGACGCCGCUGUAUCUCCCGGUCAUCCACGCGGGGAGCAUCCGGCAGGCGGCGCAGGUGGUGAGCAUGGAAGAGCACGACCAGGAGGGCAGCAGGAGCAGCCUGGAUUGGGUCCCGGCGCCAUUCGCGGCCGCGACAGCAGUUGCGACCUACCCUGGGGCGGCUGGGGGCGACGAUGCCAGCGAUGACGGCGAGUUGCCGUGGUGCGUGGCUCGGGUGCGGUUUCGCUUUGCACACCGAUCCGAGUGGCUGCAGGAGGGCGUUCGAUUCAUUGCUCGUGACACCGGCAAGGGGCACCUUUCAGGAGUCGGAGUCGUCCGAGAGCUGCACUUCGACGGCGAUUAUUUGACAAGGGACGGGGCGAAUUCCAUGCAAGCAGGCGUGGAUACAUGA